AUGAGUGAUGUCGAGGCAGUCUCUUUACCAGCUGCCCUGGACGUCGGUCAGAACACGCUUGCUGCGGUGAAGCCAGAUCCUGCUGGGCCUCCACCUAGGAAUGACCGUGCCGACUCUCGGGUAGAAAGUGAUGGUCAAAAUGUGCAUUCAGAGGAGGAAAUUGGGCCUCCGAGCCCCAGGGCCGAUUCCGAGGCAGAAACAAUAAUUCAAUCGGGUCGAGAGUCCUUGUCGCCUGAAAAGAAAAGAAAGCAUAUAAAGCAUGAUCCGAAUCGUCGAGAACUUAAUGGAAUUGAUGGACAUCAGCGCAAGAAAUCACGAACCCAUGGCGAACAUGGAAGGGAACGGUCGCGGUCAAGGGCGCUUUCUCCGUCGAUGGUCAAAAUCGAAAAGGUCGACGAUAUUGGGACGGAAGGUGCCACUGGGAUUGAUCGCGAGAGAUCGCGCGCUUUCCGUAAACGCAGCUUCAGUGAUUCCGAAGAUCAACACGGUCUUCGUGCACACUCUCACGCAGCGUCACACUCGCACGAACUUAAACACAACAACAAUACACGCCUUUCUCGACCGCCAUCAAAUACGCGAUCGCUCUCACCCAGUCGCAGAUCUCAUCAACGCUCUGCGUCGGGAUCUCAAUUCCCAACAAAGAAGAAAGCGCCGACUCCUCUGCUCACUGGCUUUCCGCGACAAAGCUCCGAAGAUAGACUAUCGACAUCUUCAUCGGCAAGUGGUUCUCCAUUACCAGGCGCUCACCUGCGCAAGCUUGGUGGUACUGGCGCAUCCGCGUCACCCGCGAAACAAAUGGGUCCCAAAAAGUUGCGCGACAAGAGCGGCAGGACUCCCCUCGCGAGAGCCUGCGCGGAUCGGAAGCAUGAUCAAGUGAUGAUGCGCCACGCCGAACGACCAGAAGAUAUUAACAUUCCUGAUAAUGCAGGCAAUACUCCCCUGCAGAUCGCAUCGCUCGCCGGCGAAGCUGAAAUCGUGAAGUUCCUACUUGACGCUGGCUGUGAAAUCAACACCAAGAACAUCGACAAAGAUACCCCGUUGAUUGAUGCCGUCGAAAAUGGAAACGUGGAAGUGGUCAAACUUCUGCUUGAUGCGGGCGCAAACCCCCGAACGGUGAAUGCUGAAGGCGAUGAGCCCUAUGAGUUGGUGCCAUCGUUUGUGGACGAAGAUGAAUAUGACGAAAUGCGGAAGGCAAUCGCUGAUGCUAAGGCCAACCUACGGCCUAGUCGACGCUCGGAGGAACACAUGCCACCGGAGAACAGGGAGCCCUCUUCACGGCGUACAUCGGCAGCCAGGGGAUCAGCAGCAAGUCCCCGAGAUUCACCCCCGAUGCGCAGUCCUCCUCCCGUGGGUGUGGCAGGCCGGCGAAAGGGUGGCCGAAGUGAAGCCACACGAAAUGAUCUUCUCUGGACGAAGCCGACAUUUGAGAAUCUCCGAGAGUUCGCUGCCAAAGGCGAUGAGGCUGGUGUGGUGAGCAUUCUGAACAUCCUGCAGAAAGCCGACAACGCAUCCUUGAUUGCUGCGGCAAAGGGUGGCCACCACGAUGUUUUGUCUCUUCUUUAUGCCAUGGGCGAGGCUGAUGCCGAUCCAAAUCCGCUGCGGGGUCAAAAGCCUGGAUAUAAUACUCCAUUGCUCGCGGCUAUCGGUCGAGGAAAGAGUGCUGUCAUCCGACUCAUUUUGAGUCAGCCUGGAUUUGACCCCACACGUCGACUGUUUGAGGACAAGACAUACUUUGAGUUGUCUCGGGAUCGACAGGGCGAAGACUGGGAGGAUGAGCAUAACAUUCUGAAGGAGGCGUAUGAGAAAUACUCAGGCCCACGCAAAGGUCGCAAAGGCGAUUCGCCUCGCCGAGCGCGUGGAAAAGAAAAGGACGACAAACGAUCCGCGCGCAAGUCCUCGUCAUCCCCGGUCCCUCGCAUGAGAAAGCACGACACCAGUCCCAAUGCCACUAGAUAUCGCGAUCCUUUGAAGGAAAUGGAUCCCAUCAAGGAGAAGAGGCACGAAAAAGAACACGACUCAUCACGGCCUGAUUCUUCGACACGGCCCGAUUCAGCGAAACCUAAAUCGUCUCUAUCAGCCAGAAGAGAUAGCGAGUCAAGUGGGGUUGCACGUACUGAUGAAAUCAAAAAGCGGCGGCUCAUCGCAGGACGUCGACCUCAGGAGCGCCGGCCCAGUCUCUUUUCAUCCGAUUCGUUGUCUGGGCGCGAAGAGGCUCCCAAGAUGCGCCCUGAUAAUGCUCCCGAUUCAUCUCUGUCCUUGAAGCGAAUCCGUCCCGACAGAUCUCCAGAGCGGUCUCGCUCCCGCGGCACAGACAGACGCUCGCCUUCUCCUGGAUCGCGCCCGAAGAAAAGAAGGGUCGUUUCCGAGGAUAAGCAGCCGGGUGCUGCAAACGGUUCAAAACACCCCGACGAGCUCAACACAUCCCAACCCCGACGAACCAACGAAGAUGCUACUCGAGCCAUUGAUCCCAAACCUCAACACCUCAAACCCUCCGAACCUUCUCAAAACCCUUCAACCCACCAACCUUCACCAGAUCAUGAUCCCGUUAAAAAGAACGGAACAUUCAGAACACAAACCAAACCCCCAGAAGAUACGAUGACGGACGAGAAGCGUGCCGAGCUUGAAGCUAAGGAACUUCGCCAGGCUCAGGCCAAAAAGGCCGAACAAGAGCGCGCAGCAAACGAAAAGCGUGCCGCCGCCGAGGCCGAACGCACUCGUCUUGCCAAAGAAGAAGCUGACCGGGCUGCGCAAGCUGCUCAGGCAGCUCGUGACAAGGCCGAAGAGGAUGAUCGCAAGCGCAAGGAAGCCGAACAACGACGUGCUAAACAAGCCGAGGAUGAACGCCAAAAGCGUCUAGAGCAAGAACGUGCUCGUAUUGCCAAGAUGCGCCGUGACCAGGAAGCACAAGAGCGUCGACGCCGUGAGGCACUUCCCAGUCGCCUUCACCUCGCAGCCGACCUUGUAGGCUCAAACGACUCCCGUGCCAAAAGUCACGCCUGGCUCAAGAACUUCAUGCCACUUGUUACCGCACUCACCCGUCAACUCAACCCUCAAUGUGAUGUGGAAGUGGCCGAGGAGAAAUGGAUUCCGAACUACUUGGUUGCACCCUUGCUGGCCACCAACGAUCUCCAGCUUUCGCAAUAUGCCAGCUGGGAGAAACGCAAGGCGACCCCUACUCAGCGCAUGAAUUUGUGGCGAGUUACGCGCCGCAUGUUGACUCAUGCAGAGGAAUAUGGAAGUCACGGCUCGACCAUUGGAAACAUCAUGCAGAAGGAUUGUGACACCCGUCCCAAGUAUUUCGAGAUGGAGCAUGUCUUCUGGAUCAGACUCGCUGAUUUCAUGGAACUCAUCCCACACGUCCCUCACCUACAAGGGCUUGAACUCCAAUUCCUGAACAUGCACAUCGAUUCUGAGCCAUCCUCGGCUAACCCCAGCUUCGGCGCUCCUAAGCUCAACGGUCACGGUCUCGAUGGUUCUGUUGAAACCAACGGCACCGGUCUUCUCAACGGUUAUGGCCAUUCUCGGUCUAGUACAUACGUCUAGUUUUGUUUUCAGCGUUCUUUCGCUAUUCGGGACACGGCGCGAUGGCAGCAAUCCAGCAGUGGUGUACAGGGCGGAUUCUGAUUGUACGAUUAUGAUACCUCUUGCGUUCUAGUGACGAAUCUACUAUUUGUGAGUAGUCAACAUGUUUGUUUAGCUGUAAGUUAGCUUAGUG
Molecule: messenger RNA, 3715 nt
Organism: Penicillium canescens
Lineage: Eukaryota; Fungi; Ascomycota; Eurotiomycetes; Eurotiales; Aspergillaceae
Product: putative histone deacetylase complex subunit (Hos4)
Exons: 3
Coding region: 1-3543 (1180 amino acids)
Molecular function (GO): protein binding
Source: RefSeq, a predicted model, not a curated record